AUGUCCACACACGACGCACGGUUACGUCGGUUACGUGGGCCCACGACGGUGCUGUUCUCGGUGACCCUGAUACUGGUGAUCCUACUUCUGAUCGCCCCCAACCCGGCGGCCAGUGCCAGUACCGGUACCGGUGGUAGCAGUGCAAAUAGUGGUGGUUCCUGUGGCCUCCGGAAGGCACAGAACGAAACGAUCUAUCCGGGCAUUGCGAUCGAACCGGGCGAGUGGCCCUGGCAUACGCUCAUCUACUAUUGGUCCGGUUCGCGGCUCGAUCCACCGGCACGGAUCUGCGAAGGUGCGCUACUCAGUGAUCGGUUCGUGCUGGCCGCCGCCCACUGUCUCAGUGUCGUCCGUGGUGCCCGUCCCGGGACCGUCGGUCACGGUGCACUACUACCGGCCCAUCAGCUCGUCGUACACGUCGGUGCCGUAUCGGUGCAGCAGGACAACGAACACUCGCACCGGUUCCAGGUGCGCAACGUUACGGUCGAGGAUGAGUCGGACCUGGCGUUGAUCGAGCUGCUGGUCGCAGAUCGGUGGCGAUCGAUGCCGGUCUGUCUGGUGAAUGCACUCGAUCUGACCACCCUGUACGGUGCCGAGAUGUACAUUCUUAAUCAAAGCCAACGCAACCGUCUCGGCGGGUACGAACCGGUGCGGUUAGUGUUGGAUGAGUUUCUGCUCUGCUCCGGUUCGACGUUGGCCAUGAAGGCCCGUUCCAUCAACAGCACGACGAUUUCCUUUACCAUCAAAGCGUUUGCCUAUGAUUUGCUUGCAGAUCUCAACCUCCCGAGUAAUGACCGUGGUACGGCACUCUACUUCAAGCACCGGGGCAGCUGGGCCUUGCUCGGGUUUACCGUGUCCCGGGCUAGCCACCAGUGGACACCCGGUUCCGUCUGUCUGCCGACCGACAUCAUUACCUUCGACAUCCUCUACCCUGCCCUGCACUGGGUGAUGGACGCGUUGGACUAUGGUGACAGCGCCAACAGCUAGCUCGUAUGGCCGCAGGCGCCCCCCUCCCUUGGUCCAUUGUUCGCGCCGCGUAUUGGAAAACAAUAAAAAGCACCCCGUCCACCACCACCACCACCAUUUCCACCUGCGAUGCUAUGCGAGGGUGUAUGUCUGUUUGUGCCU
Molecule: messenger RNA, 1125 nt
Organism: Anopheles darlingi
Lineage: Eukaryota; Metazoa; Arthropoda; Insecta; Diptera; Culicidae
Product: putative serine protease 29
Exons: 3
Coding region: 1-984 (327 amino acids)
Biological process (GO): proteolysis
Molecular function (GO): serine-type endopeptidase activity
Source: RefSeq, a predicted model, not a curated record